Molecule: messenger RNA, 1515 nt
Organism: Elgaria multicarinata webbii
Lineage: Eukaryota; Metazoa; Chordata; Lepidosauria; Squamata; Anguidae
Product: major histocompatibility complex class I-related gene protein-like
Exons: 8
Coding region: 1-1515 (504 amino acids)
Biological process (GO): immune response
Cellular component (GO): external side of plasma membrane
Source: RefSeq, a predicted model, not a curated record
AUGGUGCGGCUCGCGCUGCCCGCGGGGCGCCUCCUGCUCCUGGCUGCAGCCGCCGCCGCCUUCCUGCCCCUGCUGGGGGGCUGCGCUGGUAAGUCCCUGCGGGCGGAGUGGGACGGUUGGUUGCAGAGACGCGGGCAGCAGCAGCAGCAGCAGCAUUCGCACCCAGGCCCCUUUGCGCCGCGGAGUCCUGUCCUUUGCGCCCUGUUCCCGCACCAUCAGCCACAGGCUCACGCGGAGACCUGGGCAGCAAGCACCUUCUUUGUCUUUGCCGUGGAAGAGAGCCAAGCCGCGGGUGAUCCUUGGAGAAGCGGCCCGGCUGGUUUUCUCCUGGCCGAUCGGACACACACAAACUCCAUCGCUGGCUUCCUCGUGGGCCCUUCCUCCUCCUCCUCCUCACAUUCCCUCCGCUUCUUCUACACGUUGAUGUCUGAUCCUGGCCAGGGUCAACCCGAGUUCAUCGGGGAAGGCUACUUGGAUGACCAGCUCUUUGCUCGCUACGACAGCGUCACGAAGAGGGCGCUUCCUCGGGUGCCGUGGAUCGAAGCCAUUGAGAGGGAGCACACCCACUUCUGGGAGCAGAACACGCGCAGGGCCCUCAACUCUGAGCUGAGGUUCAGGGGGGACCUGGUGACCCUGCAGAACCACCACAACCAGAGCGGGGGCUCCCAUACUUGGCAGCGCAUGUACGGCUGUGAGCUGAGAGCGGACGGGCGCCGAGGCGGCUACAUGCAGUAUGGCUACGACGGGGCAGACUACAUCAGCCUGGACAAGGAGACCCUCACCUGGACGGCCGCCAGCGCCAUGGCCCAGGUCUUUAAGAGGAAGCGCGAGGCCAACCUGGCCUACUCCCAGCACCUGAAGGCCUACCUGGAGGAGGAGUGCGUGGAGUGGCUGCAGACCUUCUUGGCCUACGGGAAGGAGGCUCUCAGGAGGAGAGAACCCCCGGCAGUGACCGUGGGCCGCACAGAGCGCUACGACAGCCGGGAGACCCUCGUGUGCCGGGCCCACGGCUUCUACCCCAAGGAGAUCAGCGUCGCCUGGAAGAAAGACGGGGACGCCUGGGUGCAGGAGACCCUCCGCGGGGGUGUCGUCCCCAACUCAGACAGGACCUACCACACCUGGGCGAGCACCCAGAUUGACCCCAAGGACAGAAGCCGCUACCGGUGCCACGUGGACCACGCCGGCCUGCCGAAGCCCCUCGUCUUGGCCUGGGAGGAGCCUGCCUCAUCCCGUUGGGGUCUCAUUGCUGGAGUUGUCUUGGUGGCCUUGGCUGCUGUUGCCCUGGUGGUGACCGGGGCCAUCUUAUGUACCCGUCAGCAAAGGCUGUUUCCGCACGGCCAGGGCCCAGACGCAGGGCGAGGCCAGGAAGUGCCGGAGAACCUGGUGGGCCUGCACAACUGGAGGAUCUCCUCGUACCUGAGAGGGCCCCUGCCUGAACCCGGAGAGGGAGGCCUCCCCAUGCCAAUGAAGCCAGAGGCCUAUACUGAGGGCCCUGCAGAGCCCCUCGCCAGGUAG